AUGUGCUGUGCCUUAGAAGUUGGCCUCGAGCGUGUGUAUCCACGGAGGCGGACAUGUCAUGGACAAAAAUCUAUUGAUUGUAUGGCUCAGAAAGUCGACCUUAGAUUGAACCACUACGACAUGUUGUUUGGCGGCCCGGCAGCCAGCUCAAGGCUAUCGACAUCGGUCGACCAACCUGAAGGUCUGCUGGCUGGGAUUUUGUCUGAGCCGGUGAGGUUCCAGAGUCAAAACACGGGUUCCAAAUUAUGGCAAACGCUGCGGAGGAAGCGCGAGCCAUUGCGAAGGAUGUAG
Protopolystoma xenopodis is the source of this 291-nucleotide messenger RNA. Lineage: Eukaryota; Metazoa; Platyhelminthes; Monogenea; Polystomatidea; Polystomatidae. The record is from the annotation of a GenBank genome assembly.